AGCCAGCCGUCGCUAACUACUAGUCUACCUGGACUAGAGCACUCAGAGUAGAUGGUGCUAAGAAUGCCCCGACGACUAGCAAGCGGUGGUGGUGGUGGGCUGUUGAUGGUGGUGCUGCUCCUGCUGGUUGUUGUGUUUUUGUUGUUAUCUCGAUCUGCGGCCGUAUUUCCCCAAGAAUUAGCAAUUCGUACUUACUCGAACUCUCUCCUUCUGCUGCAGCAGCCAUCGCUCUUCGCUGCUUUUUUCCGCUCCUUCUUCCUGAUCUCAGAUCUUGGACUCGUGUACCCGCUACUUCGACAUUCCCUCUCCGUCAGUAGCAAAUCGUCGUGGUAGCUGCCAUACUACUGCGAGCCUAUUUGCUUUUCCUCUGCGUUUUCUCGCCCACCACCGCCCACCGCCCACCCCCUACCGCGGUUCCUGUUCGCAUACA
This is a messenger RNA of Tricharina praecox, 430 nucleotides long. RefSeq lists its product as uncharacterized. Bases 52 to 333 code for a protein of 93 amino acids. Lineage: Eukaryota; Fungi; Ascomycota; Pezizomycetes; Pezizales; Pyronemataceae. The record is from RefSeq and is a predicted model, not a curated record. The transcript has a single exon.